UGCACGAAUUAAUGAGCCCUUCCUAUUCGCUCGUGAACUGACGAGGCAAGAGAACGGAAGACAUCUCACCUGUCAGCAUGAACUAGUGGGAAUAUUGAAAUAUUGCACCGUGUUGCGCCUACCCUGCGAUGGCGGUCUGCAGAAAAAGGCCGCUGCUCGUCGUCGCUGGUGUGUGCAUUCUGUUCUUCCUUCUCUUGCAUCUGCAUGGAUCGUCCUUAGAGGUCCUUCCAAGAGUAUUACCUGAUCAUGGAUUCGACCAUGACGAUCUCCCAAGACCUCACGAUGUCGAAGGGGAGCCGUUGGAUGGUCUGGAAGGGGGCAACCAUCGGCCUUUGAGGCCCGGGAAGGUCCAUCUGAUCAAUCCCAUUGCCAGCUUUAUUCCUCUUCCCACAGCAGUUCAAAUCCUCCCCAAAAUCCAACAUGAUUUCAAGGCUGAGAGCGACACUGCCAGGGAAUCUCGACUGGUUCGCCUCCAGGCGAUCAAAGAUGCCAUGAUGCACUCAUGGACCGGAUAUCGAGAGAGGGCGUGGCUGCAAGAUGAGCUGGCUCCGGUGACGGGAGGCUAUAGAAGGAGCUUCGGUGACUGGUCUUUGACGCUGGUGGACGCCUUGGACACGCUCUGGCUGAUGGGAUUCAAGGAUGAGUUUGAGGCCGCAGCACAUGCUGUGGCAGACAUCGACUUCAACACUGCUACACAACUGCCCAUCAAUGUCUUCGAGACCACCAUCCGCCAUCUUGGAGGUUUGCUCGGGGCGUAUGAUGUGAGCAAUCGGCGAUAUCCCAAGUUGCUGGAAAAGGCCAUCGAGCUUGGUGAAAUGCUGUACGGCGCGUUCGACACGCCGAACCAUAUGCCAGUCACAAAGUGGUCAAAGAUUGGUGUAGAAGGCGCAUCAGGCCAUACGCUCGUUGCCGAGCUUGGGACGUUGAGCCUGGAAUUUACCAGGCUCACGCAACUGACCGGAGACCCGAAGUACUAUGACGCGGUGCAGCGCAUCUCGGACUGCCUAGAGAGCCAGCAAAACUACACAAGGGCGCCGGGCCUUUUCCCGCACAUUGUUAAUGCGAGGGAAUGCUGGUUUGGGGACGGUGUGACCUUCUCUGUCGGCGGAUCUGCUGAUUCUGUCUAUGAAUAUUUCCCCAAGGAAUAUCAACUACUCGGUGGCGCCCACGAGCAGUACAAGAAGCUCUAUGAAAUUGCCAAAGAGCCGAUGAAGGAGUUCAUCCUCUUCAGACCCAUGACUCCAACCAACGAAGACAUUCUCAUGGCAGGGACCCUAAAGUCCUUCAGGCCGGGCCAUAACGAACUCACACCACAGACCCAACACCUCGCCUGCUUCGCUGGAGGCAUGUUCGCUUUGGCCGCGAAGCUCUUCGAUUCUCCGGAAGACCUAGACACGGCCGAGAAACUAGUCCGCGGUUGCAUGUGGGCAUACAAGCAGACUCCGACCACCAUCAUGCCCGAGAUGUUCCAUCUCAUUUCGUGCCCUGCUGACGGCCGUCAAUGCAACUGGGAUGACAAGGCCUGGUUCAAACAUAUGGUCCUCCUCAACUCCCACGACGAGACUCCUCAGGACAAACUGCUACCCGAAGCCGAACGCCUUCGCAAGAAGUCUCAGCGGCUCCGCUUACCCAAGGGCAUCUCGGCCAUAUCCAGCCGUGCCUACGAACUGCGGCCCGAGGCGAUCGAGUCGAUCUUCGUCCUCUAUCGGAUUACCGGGGAUGAGUCUCUGCGGGAAAGCGCAUGGGAAAUGUUCGAGGCCAUCACCAAGCACACGCGGACAGAGUUUGGGUAUUCGUGUAUUGAGGAUGUGACGCACUCCGAGCCGCGGAAGACGGACAAGAUGGAAAGCUUCUGGAUGGCGGAGACACUGAAGUACUUUUGGCUGAUAUUCGAAGAUCCCGGCGUCGUGAGUCUUGACGAGUUCGUCCUGAACACAGAGGCGCAUCCUUUUCGAUUGCCGAAAAGGCGAUGACAUGACCUUCAUGACGUGGACAUGAUGUUGCCAUAAACUUAGAUAUUUUGCAGGCUGGUUCCUCAAAAUUUGAUGAUCGCUGCGACGUAGCGCAAGCGACUAGAAGAUCCUGUUCAACACUUG
Molecule: messenger RNA, 2096 nt
Organism: Cladophialophora immunda
Lineage: Eukaryota; Fungi; Ascomycota; Eurotiomycetes; Chaetothyriales; Herpotrichiellaceae
Exons: 1
Coding region: 129-1973 (614 amino acids)
Biological process (GO): carbohydrate metabolic process; N-glycan processing
Cellular component (GO): endoplasmic reticulum; Golgi membrane
Molecular function (GO): calcium ion binding; mannosyl-oligosaccharide 1,2-alpha-mannosidase activity
Source: RefSeq, a predicted model, not a curated record